This is a messenger RNA of Trypanosoma grayi, 783 nucleotides long. RefSeq lists its product as hypothetical. Bases 1 to 783 code for a protein of 260 amino acids. The transcript has a single exon. NCBI's taxonomy places the organism in Eukaryota, Euglenozoa, Kinetoplastea, Trypanosomatida, Trypanosomatidae. The record is from RefSeq and is a predicted model, not a curated record.
AUGCUUCCGGAGCGUGGCGUGGUCGGGCUGGCUCGUUGGGGUCGCCCUUCCCCUGUGUUCAGGAAGCGCGGCCUCGAAGCCGAAUGCGCCGCUGGGAAAGCGGAAGGUCCCGGAACAAUAGGGGCGGGGCAUGCCGCCCCACCGUGGCGACAAAUUUGCGCCCGGACGGGGAACCUUCGAACGGCCUUGCCCAAAAGGGUGCGGUGCGCCAGGGCCCCGCUUAGCCGCGAUAAGGGGGCGGCGGGCUUGCGACGCGCUCCGCGCCCCACUUUCGCCAGCGAACCCCCGCCCGCGCUGAUCGGUUUCGUUCGGAUUGGGUGCUCCGCGCUGGCGUGCUAUGGGGCGGCUCGGGAAAACGUUUCCUUUUUCUUUUAUGAUUGGUUUGGGGGAAAGGGGCCUCGGGCCUUUCCCUCCCUCCUGGAAACUCGGUGUCGGGCGCCUGUUCCCUCAGAGUUGUUCGUGUUUCCCAAUUGUUUUUUAAUUUUCGUUUUUGGAUUUGGCAGGCCCCGUUUCUUGUUGGCGAAGCCCCGUCCAACCUUCCAGGUGUCCGGGUCUGUGUCAGUGUGGGGGCGCCUCGGCGCGAGCCGCCCUUCCCACAUUUGGAAGCCACAAGGUGCAAAAUUCAGAACGACAAAGCGACCGCAUCGUUCGUCUGGGGGUGUUGUGGGAGAGGCUCUCGUCGUGUCCGGCCCCAGGCGAGCUUACAAAAAAAAAAAAAAAGAACCCAUGCGCUUUUCAGGGUGCAAAAAAAAAGCCAAUACGUUCCAGCAAAACACCUCUUAA